UUCCUUUUGGGCCGGGUUGGGGGUUGGGGCGGUCAGGUGGAGCCUGUGCGCUGGGAAGGCUGCCGGGUCAGAAAUACCCGCCCAGACGCCAGCCCAAACUCUGGUGCUCCCAGGCAGAAGGUGUGGGGAGGGUCUUGGUGUCCAGUGGGGACUGUCACUCGCCAUGUGUUGAGUGUCUCCGGUGGUCCCGAGUCGUGGUUCUGGACCAAUGGCACUGAGGUUCCUGGGAGUUAGGGACGCCGGUCACAGUCUGGCCAUGACCCCAGGUCUUGGGGAUGAGGUGUGCUGCGGGGACUGGCCUGUCCACGGUGCUCCUCCCUGGGCAGCGGCCCGCCCCUCCAGGUCCUGUCCUCCUGCCCCAGCGCGGGCACUGCCAACAUCUGAGGAAGCCACAGGAAGCAAGAGGCUUCCUUCCCAGCUGCCCCACUGGGGCAGCGCCGCCCCCCCGCCAGGCUGACCUGGACACCGUCCUGCAUCUAGGGUCACCCCGGGCGGUCCCUCUGCCUUCCCCAGGUGCCCGCCCCUACCCUCCUCUUGUGCUCUGAGACCCCUUCUUCCUAAAACCACGGCUCUUCCCAGAACCUCUGGCUGAAACCCCCACCCAGCGCCCCACACCCCUUCCUGACACUCCAGGCCCGCGUCCACCCGCCCCCUGCCCACAGCCCCCUUGGGACCCUCAGCCUGUGCCCAGCACUGCGGGACGGGGGCACCCAUGUUCCCGAACCCCCUGGGACGGGGCAGGCGAGACACCCUGACGCCCCGCCCGCACGCUUGAGCAGCGCCUGCACCUCCCACCUCCCCUGGAUCCCUGGGCCCAUCCUCCCCGUCCUAACCUCGGGGCCCUAAUCUGGGGACCCUUCCCACGGCAGCCCACGCAGGUGCCAGAGGGGGCUCGGCUCGGAGCGCGGCUUCUUGCAGGCACGCGCUCUGGGGCCCUCUGGGCUCCCCCUGUGUCUGGGACCGAGGACAAGACGUGUGGCCUCGAAGCUCACAGGCCGGGCCCGGGGGCAGACGGAACGAGGUUCCGGCAGCAGGGGUGAGGCUGGCUGCUGCCGCGGGCAUGCAUCUCCGCAAGUGAGGAGACGUGUGGGUGCGGGACAGGAAGGAGGAAACAGGAUGGGCCCCAGGGGCGGGGGACGGUGUGGGGGUGUCUCGGGGGGGCAGCGUGGGGUGAGGGGUGUGGAGGCCCUGGGGAAGACAGCAGAUACUCAGAAAUCCCGGGGACUUCUGGAAGAGCCCGGCGCAGGAUGUCAGGAGGAGGGGCCCGCGGCAGGUGCCACCCCAGCCUCGCAGCCGGGGUCUCGUGAUGUGAAGCGCCGUCUACCUGUCGGCCUCGGUGUGCGCGGCCCCAGAUGUGCCGCCCAGUGUCCCAUUGCCAUGAGCCCAGUUUGGGGCGUGGGUGUUGGGUGUUGGGGCUUCUUGUCUGCUUCUGCAGCACAGCGGGGGGAACGCUCACCCCUCAGUAGGGAGUGUGCAAGUGCCUGUGUGAGUGCGGAGGGUCGACACCCGUGGGGCGGCCUCCUCUGCACAGCUGGGCCACCCGCGGCGGCACAGGGGACCGGACACCUCGGACAGCCUGUCGGGGCACAGGCACGACACAGCACAGAACGCAUUUGCAUAAGCCUGGGGCAGGGGGCUCGUGCGUCAGCUCUUCCUCACAAGGGCUCCAGAAGUGUCCACACAGACCCGCCCAUUGCCGGCCGUAGAUGUGACCCCUGGAACAGGGAAGCAGCCACUGCCCGUGCCCCGGGGCUCCCUGCGGGUCCCCGCCGGUCUGCUGCCCCUCUCCUCCGCCCCAGAGCAAAUCCCGGUCUCCCAAAGGGGAGCUUUACCGAGGCUGUGCCCAAGCUUCUCCACGUCCAUGUCUGUGUCCCUCAAGAUGAGAAGACUGCAUGCUGUCACAUCUGUGUCCCUGAAGAUGCCAGGGGCAUCCCACGGGCCCUCAGCCCCGCUCUGCUGCCUCCCACCAGGUUUCCUGACAGCUCCCUGCCCCACGGGGCCACCCUCCUUCCGUCCAUCAGGGUGUGGGGGCCGCGUGGCCUCUGAACUCACCGGGGCCCAGCUCCUCUGACCUCAUAAUGAAUAAAUCACAGGGAGCCCUUGCCACCCUGAGCACCCCAGCACGCGGCGCGUCUGAGCAGGGCCCCUCCACGCUGCCGCAGCCUCGUCUGAAUCCGACAAACGCGGACACUGGGUGUUUUCCAGAACACAUAUGUCCUCGUGUCCCUCUGGACCCACGUCUGUGUGGAGCACAGAAGGGAACGGGGUGGAGGUGGCCCUUCCCCUGGCAGCUGCGGCCGCGCGGGGUGGGUGGUGGUGGACCAUGGGCCCGCUCGUCCUCCCCGACCAGCGCUGCCCGCAGGUCCCGCACUGCCUCGUGCUCCAGCCCCAUGGGCCGGCGGGGCAGCGCCUUGAGUGGCCAGUGGCCUUCCCUGCUCUUCUGCCAGGACUGCUUGUGGCCCUGGGGCUGUGGCGGAGGCUGGGGUGGGGGGGCGGCCGUCCCAGGGGGCCCGGAGUGGGGCAGCUGGCGGGAAGUAGCCGGAGCUUCUCUGCUGGGUACCCCCGGCAGCCAUGCUGAGCUUCUGGGGGCCCUGAGGAGCGGCUUCUCCUGCCCCUUCAGCCAGGGCUGAACGUCCAGGGCCCCGGCAGUGCGCGGUGUGGCCGGCGGGUGGUUGGCCAACACCUGCGACCUGCGCUGCCGAGCAGGGUGUGUGUCAGACUCCUACCAGCAGGAUCUCCCCUCGGGGCGUGCAGCCUUGACCAGGUGCUCCUGCUUGCCCUGCUGGCGGGUCCCUGCAGAGAUGGGGUGCCGCAAGACCUGCGCAGCUCCCGACAUGUCACCUCAAGGCAGGUACGACCCCCACACCUGGACAGGGUUCAUUGCUGGACCCGAGGACCCACAGACAGGGCUCCAGCUCCCGACGGCCUCAGACCCGGGGCCGGUCUCCAGCACCUACCAGGCCGAACUUAGACGUGCAGUUCUCGACUCCGGCCAGGUCGGGUAGUGAUUUCUCCCCUCCGCGUUCUCGUCUGCGCAGCAGGGCCCUGCUCGCAGCAGGGCUGGGGUCGGCGCCCGGCCUCCUGUGUGUCGCACGGGGAUGGGGGCAUGAGUUCUCGCUGCCGCCUGAGGCCAGAGCGGGCACUCGGAGCGGAAGGGACACCUGCAGUGGGCGGUCUCAGGGUCCUGGGCGGGGACCUUAGCCAGCACCCACUGCCCCAGAGGGAACAGGAGGAAGGCACAGGAUGGCACAGCCUCCAGCCGGCCCCGGGCAAAACCCAGCACCGCCAUCAGGGGUGCCCUGCCAGGGUCAGGAGAGCUGCAGCGUUACUGCCUGCGGCAGGGAGAGGGCCAGCGCGAGUGGGGCUGCCCAGUCACCGUGACACGCCCAGGGUACCAGAGCGUGGCGAUGGAGGGUCUCGGGGCCAGUCCGCCACUGCCCUUCGAACCUUGCCCGCCUCUCAGACACCGAAGACACGCAGCUCCAGCCAGAGAGGUCCCGAGGUGGUGCCCUCACCCCGGUGGCCGGCCGUGCCCGACCCCUCGGCCAGCAGCCCGAUCUCUGUGCCCAGGUGCCCAGCUUGGGGCUCUGUCGUGAGGGCACAGCCCUGAGGCCUUGCAGGCAGCAAGUGGUGGGCGGGGCUGCUCCCACCGAGGACAAGCCUGAGGACGGAGCCGGACCCCAGCCCCUCGCAUGACGUGUGCGCACGGCCUCCUGUCGGGCCCCCGGGCUCCUCUGGGAGCUCCGCUUCCAGCCUGCAGCAAGGGGCUCCCGGUCUGAAAGAGGGACCAGGCGUUUCCGCCACUCACCCACCCCUGACCACACGGACAUCCCGCCCUUGGGAGAUGGGGCGCGGACCGGUAACCAGAGGCUCGGGGAGUGCCCACCACCCUAUGGGCUCAGGGUCGCCCAUAGGUGGUGGGCACAGGGUGUGCGGGUGGGGCUGCCAGGGUGUCUGAGCAGGGGAGCCCCUCACCCUGGCCUGCGGCGACUCCUUCCUCCUACAGGAAGACUCAGGGCUGACGGUCAGCUUCACACGGAGGGUCUCGGUGCUGCCACAGGAGCGGUUCACAGGGGCACCGACGGCCUGGUGCAUGGCGUCCAGCAGGCUGGACAGGUCCUGAGGACGGCCAUGACGUCACUGGCAGGCGGCCCUCCGCGGCCUCCGGCCGACUGCCCCCACACACACCCGUCUCCGCGACCUUUCCUCCCCCUGAGCCCAGCUGUGUGCGUGCCGCAGGCCUCCCGGGCACAGCCGGGCUGUUACUGGGAUCCCGUCUCGGGACGCUUAAAUUGGACACUAAAUCUGUGUUCAGAGCCCUCAGCUGUCAGUGGUCAUGUGCUGCACAGGCCGGCAGGGGACAGUGUGCUGGUGCCCUACGGCCUCCCCGCCCACCCCGGGGAAUCCAUCCUAAGCCAGAGGCCUGGAGGGGUCUGUCAGAAGCAUGGACAGUAGCUCCUGGAACCGCCUGCCUCCCGGGAGAGGCCCCGGCCUGUCCUUCCCUCCAGAGACGGGGCAGUAGGGGCCGCCCAUAGGUGGUGGGCACGUCACUCCCUGGUGGCCUGGCCACUGUGAUUGAAGCUGUAGAGCAUGAAUGUCCACUCCUGCUGGCUGUCCUCCACCACAGGGAUGUCACACUGCAGCGCCUAUGGGGACACGGAGGUGGGCGGGGUCACCCUGGGGUCCAGGGCCUUUCUGCCCCCCACCCCGGAAGACCAGUCCCUCCCCCAGCUCCAGGCGGGUUUCUGUAUCCUUAUUAUGCUUGGGAAGCACCUCACCUUCUCUGGUGUCAUGGUGCCCAGUUUUGACUGAAUCCACAGUGACACACCCGCCCCCGCCGCCCGCGGCCUCCCCAGGGCCGGAUGGAGCGAAGCCUACGUUGAUGCUGAGGUGCUUUUCGUCCACCUCUCGUGGGCCCUCCCGGCUUGCUCUCUCUCCAUCGAGCCGAAGAUCUGCCCUGCACCUCCGCGGGUCUCAGCCUUCCCAGCGGGGAGUGCCGCGGGAGGGGGGAGGGUUGGGAAGGAUCCCUCCCGGGCCCAGAUGGGGACGCGGGCAGCAGGUGCAGUAGGUGGGGCCGGAAAGCCACAGAGGCCUCGCCAGCCUCUGACCCCCUCCACCGAGGCCUGACCCGAGAGCCCACCUUUCAGAGCCAUGGGCAUGGCAGUCUCCGCCGGGCUAGCCAGGAGCAGGCGUGGGGGCCAGGUGUGCCAUCCCCGCGCGGGCACACAGAGUGAGAAGGUCCCCAGCAGGCCAGUCCCAGGCUGAGGGGCCCCUGCGAGGGCGACUGCCUCUUCUGGCUCGCCCUCCCCACCCACACGGUCCAGUUUCCCCUGGACGCCAGGACCCAGGGGCAUGUCCGUGUGGUGCAUGUCCACUGGGUAGCACCGCAUGCCCAAGCUCUGGGGAUGGGUGGAUGGCCAGUGCCCUUUUAUUCUCUGGGACAGGAGCCCAGGCCUGUCCCAGCUCAGCAGGUGCUGACGAGGGCUCACCACCACCCCCCCCUCCAGCCGCUUAUGGCACCUCCUACGACAACAGGGGCAGGGGCUGGGGGGCGCCUGCCAGGCAGAAGCCCCUUGGUCUCCUCAGCCCAUCUCAAGACCAGCUCCAGAAAGAUGGGCUCCCUGCCCACGCGGAGGGCAGUUUAGGGAGGGCGGCUGCAGAGUGAAGGUUCACAGUGAAGGUUCAGUCCCCGGACCGCACAGACGCGGACGACGUGGAGAAGGAAGUGGCAACCGUGUGAUCAGGGAGGCCCCCUUGGAUCAAAGGGUCCCCCGUGGCAUGGACGCUGGCCACCCCAGGAAGCAGAGCCCUUCCCAGGGUGGCUGUCGGGUGGCUGGGUGCCCAGGGCUGCCCAGAUGUCUCUGGCUCUGAGCCGGCAGAGGGAGGAAGGGGAAGCCACGUCUGCAUGCGGACACGGGCCCCUUGGCCUCGCGGCGGGAGUCCUCGGGAACCUACGGCUGUACCAUUUCUGCUGAUGGGCCACUGGGCCCCCAUGUCUCCGGGGCCGCAGACUCCGGCCUGGGGUCCAAGUUGGCGAGGAACCCAGGGACACCCCCCAAGAAGGGCACCCGACCCCCCUGGAUGUGCGGGCUGCCCCGGCAGUAACAGGGGUGGAGUGGGCCUCCGUCUACCACAGCUUGGUUAGGGUCCUAGCAAGGGGUGGUGGAAGGUCCCCGACGGACCCAUUGCCACCCCCAGGCCAUGGGCGGGGACGGGACGGGACCCUGCUCCCAUCCGCAAAUGGGCCUGAGGUCAGCGCCUCAGCGGUGGGGGAGGGACCCCACUCCAGCUCUCCUCCUGGUGCCCAGGCAGACGAGGGUGAGAAGCCUUCCCACGGGGCACUCCGGGUGACAACCCGCUGGCCAGGGCACAUCGGGUGUGGGCAGCUUGGGGGCCGCUGUCCGCCACCGAGCAGCCUCGUCCCUGGUCCCUCACAGUGUGGCCAAAGCAUCUGGAGCCCCCAGGGGUGGCCUGGCAGCUUCCUCACACUGGUCCAGGCCCGUGGGGAACCACAAGCGCCAGCCUGAGGUGCCAGGCUCCGCAAGUUCUGUGUGGGUUCUGGGUCCCCAGCCCCUGCCGCACUCCCCGGUCACCCGGUAAGAGGUCCGAUGCCGCCAGCCAGGCCCUUCCAGCACCCUCCCGCCCGCACCGUCGUGGGUGGCCUGUGUCUACCAGCAGGAGAAGGGACACAGGCCGUCUUCGAAGCUGGAAUACGUCAGGUGUCACGCUUCUGCAGUGUCUGCGUUCUGCGCUCGAGGCCCAACAAAGAACAAAGCAAAAAUCAUGAAAAAACUUGGAACGUUCACCCACAUGUACAGGCUUCAGCGGGAGGUGCUGAAGAGAGACUUGAAAUGCACCGAAAAUACUUGGGCCCAGGGAAACAGAGACCCCCUUCACCCUGGGUCCCCACUGGCCCUGGUUUGGGGAGGACCAGCCCAGACGGCCCCCUCCACAUGCAGAAAGGGGUCUCCGGGGAGGGCAGCCCAGAGGGACAUCCGCAGGCUGAGGGGCAAGUGUACAGCAGGCGCGUCUGGCCGCCAGGGAGGAGCCUGCCCAGGGCUGACAGGCCGCGGGCAGCAUCCGUGUGCCUGAAGUGUAGGGUCUCGGCAGGACCGCCAAUCCCGCAGGAUGAGCUCUGGCUGCAUUGCUGAGGAGUCCAGGAGCGUGUGGGGCCCUUGUGCCACUCCAGGGUGUCCCGGGGUCCGAGAAGCCCAGCCUGGCCUCACCUGCGGCAGGGGGCUGAGCUCCCGCCCCAGUGGACGUGAGGACAGAUGCUGCCGCUUCCCCAAACCUGGUUUGGGGUUAACCUUUUUCUGUAGGACAGAGCAAGCCAUGAGGCCGAGGCCCCGCCUCUGUGACGAGCGAGGGGCGUGGGGCUUCCCAGGACGCUGGCCUCCCCCGGGGAAGGAUUGGGCACCGGACGGUUAUGUCCACAGAGCGUGAGGACAACAGAAAUCAUGUCACAAAGGGUGGUUGGCUGAGGCCCCACCAGACUUCCCCUCGGGACCCAGCU
Molecule: messenger RNA, 7513 nt
Organism: Mustela erminea (ermine)
Lineage: Eukaryota; Metazoa; Chordata; Mammalia; Carnivora; Mustelidae
Exons: 2
Coding region: 1117-2046 (309 amino acids)
Source: RefSeq, a predicted model, not a curated record